AUGGGUAACAACAUAUCUUACCAGACCGCUCCUAUCGAGCUUUCACUUGGGUCCCGAGGCACGAUCAGAGGCACUCAGUACGACCACAAGUCUCGACGAUAUGCCGGUGUUCCCUACGCACUACCUCCGACUGGCGAGCAUCGAUGGCGGAAACCUCGUCCUCUGCCGGAAGAUUACGCGUACGAAUCCGCUGACGGCUCGCCAUACGACGCAACAGACUUCAAGCCAGUUUGUCCCCAGAAACUGUUCGCUAAGGUGGCCAAGGCAGAGGGCGAGCAGGUACAGUACUCAGAAGAUUGUCUUUUCCUCAACAUCUGGACACCAGUGCCGAAGGAUGGUGAGCGAGGGAGGCAAUGGCCUGUGGUCCUUUGGCUACAUGGCGGAUGGUUUGCUAUGGGCGACCCAUCGCAAAAGCCAGGCAUGGACCCGACUGAGCUGAUCUCGACUGGAGGUCUCAACGCGGUGUUUGUUGCUAUCGGGUAUCGUCUCAAUGUCUUUGGUUUCUUGGCCGGGUCUGCGGUGCUCGAAGAUAACGAUGGCGAAGCCGCUGGAAACUUUGGUCUCUGGGAUCAGCGACUGGCCAUGCAAUGGGUGCAGGAGAACAUCCAUCAUUUCGGUGGUGACCCUGGAAACGUGACGCUUGGGGGCAGAAGCGCUGGCGCAUAUGCUGCCCAAGCACAAGUGCUGCAUGAAUUCAGAAGUGAUGACGGCGAGAGCAGUGACAAGCUGUUCCGACGCUUCUACAUGAUCUCAAACGCAAUACCAGCUCAACCAAAGACUGUCUCAGAGUCGGAGCUGCAAUUUGACGAGGUCUGCACUCACUUCAAGGUUCUCCCAAAGCUGUCCGGCGAAGAGAAAGUCAGCCGUCUGCGGCAAAUACCAUCCCAGGACCUCGUCGCUGCGCUUCAGCAUCUCCAGCAUCACACAUUUCGGCCAAUCACGGAUGACCUAUUCUUGCACUCUGGCAUGAUCGACUACCUUCGAGACGGACAUUUUGCGGCCGAGUUCCAAAGGCGCGACAUGCGCUUAUUGAUCGGCGAAGUGUUGAACGAAGAGACACUUUAUGCUGAGUAUCACAGUCCAUCUGCGCCAAAAAGAGAUGCACUGUCCCGGCAAAUUGAGAACUACUACGCUGCAGCGACAGUGGAACGUAUUCUUCCACAUUACGAGUUGCCACUAACGAGUGAUCUCCAAGAUUGGAAAGCUUUGUAUGGUAACAUCGUUGCAGAUGGCCAAGUCAGAGCUCCGUCAAGAUACUUUGUCAAACAGCUUUUCGACUAUGGCAUCCCACUUGAGAAGAUCUGGCGCUAUCAGAUCGCCUAUAGAUUGUCCUUCAUAACGGACAAAGUCGCACCCAAAUUCUUUGGAGUGGCGCAUGCCAUGGAUAGACCUUUCUGGAACUUUUCUAUCACACAUGGUCUCACGCCACAGGAGAGAAUUUUGAUGCGGGACUGGAUCCAGAUACUGGUCGCAUUCGUACACGAGGACGACUCGUAUGUUCUUGGCACGAAAUUGAUCGACGAGAUGAAAGUGGCAACACCAGAUGGCAGGAUCGAGGUCCUCAAGGAUGAUAGAUGGGAUACAUUGACGAGACUAGGAGAAGCGUUCGCUCGCGGAUGA
Fulvia fulva is the source of this 1620-nucleotide messenger RNA. RefSeq lists its product as uncharacterized. Lineage: Eukaryota; Fungi; Ascomycota; Dothideomycetes; Mycosphaerellales; Mycosphaerellaceae. The transcript is spliced from 3 exons. Bases 1 to 1620 code for a protein of 539 amino acids. The record is from RefSeq and is a predicted model, not a curated record.